Molecule: messenger RNA, 1427 nt
Organism: Centropristis striata (black sea bass)
Lineage: Eukaryota; Metazoa; Chordata; Actinopteri; Perciformes; Serranidae
Gene: naa50
Product: N-alpha-acetyltransferase 50, NatE catalytic subunit
Exons: 5
Coding region: 173-682 (169 amino acids)
Biological process (GO): mitotic sister chromatid cohesion
Cellular component (GO): NatA complex
Molecular function (GO): acyltransferase activity, transferring groups other than amino-acyl groups
Source: RefSeq, a predicted model, not a curated record
GUCGUGGAAGGAGUGCGGCGGCUAAGCUAACUGCAACCACCGCAACUAGCUACAUGUGGAGGGUAAAACGGGAGCCAUCCCCGACCCUAACUCUGUCAAAAUUCCUCCUUUUCUACCCAAAACAACUCCAAAGUUCAGCCUCAUCGAAAAUAAGGGACAUUAUCUGUUUACAAUGAAAGGUAGCCGGAUCGAGCUGGGGGAUGUUACGCCCCACAACAUUAAGCAGCUGAAACGCCUGAACCAGGUCAUCUUCCCUGUCAGCUACAACGACAAGUUUUACAAAGAUGUACUGGAAGUUGGAGAGCUUGCAAAGCUUGCAUACUUCAAUGACAUAGCAGUGGGUGCUGUGUGCUGCAGAGUGGACCACUCUCAGAACCAGAAGAGACUGUACAUCAUGACGCUCGGCUGUCUAGCACCCUACCGUAGACUUGGAAUCGGCACAAAGAUGCUGAAUCAUGUGCUAAACAUCUGUGAGAAGGAUGGCACUUUUGACAACAUUUACCUUCAUGUGCAGAUCAGCAAUGAGUCAGCCAUUCACUUUUACCAGAAGUUUGGCUUUGAGAUCAUCGAAACAAAAAAGAAUUACUACAAGAGGAUAGAGCCCGCGGAUGCCCAUGUGUUGCAGAAGAGUCUGCGCAGCCCAUGUGCACCGCCCACCGGAGAGCUUCAGAAGGCAGAAUAGGGGCACAGCGUUUGGAAAGAGCACAGAUGUGCCCUCCUCCACAGAAACAGAACUGUGACAAAUGCCCCAGGGUCGACACAUUCAACACUUUCUUCAAAGGACGCUAAAAAGAGAAAAACAAAUUUAAAGUACAAAAAAUGCUGCAUUAAUUUUGCAAAGGGGUCCCCUUUGAUUUUUGCAUAUUUUAUUCCUCCCCUUUCCUCAUACAGACAAUUGAAAAUGACAAAAAGCUAAGUUUCCAAAAGUGCUCCGAUUGACAAAGUUGCCAACUUCAGACAGUUUUAGACCUGGUGAAGGGGAGGGUGUGGUGUUUGCAAAUCAUACUGUUUGUGUUUGAGUUGUUUUUAUGCGGUUAUAAAGCUAAUGGGGACAUAUCUACACUGUUGAGCAAAAGAAAACGGUUGGUUUGAAGCUGUAAAAGUGUUUGAAAGACCAUCACUGACACACACAAGUCCCAGCUGGUCAGCUUGGAAUGACUCUUUGAGUUGUUGCGUGGAACAGUCACAGCUCUAUUCCCUCACCACCCGAAUCCUGGGAUUUAUGGGAAAUGAGUUGACCAGCUUGUUGAUAUGUCAUGUCCACAGGGGAAUAACAGAAAUGUAUCUCCCUCGGUUCGGGCAUAAAGAAGGCUGAACGAUUUUCAGGUGGUGGGAAGACGUGUUCACCACUCAUAAUUUCUGAAUAUCUUUAUUUUCCAGGCUAUUAAUUUAAUUCCCCUUCAACUGUUCUUAUUUUUUACAAUUAA